Amoebophrya sp. A25 is the source of this 2491-nucleotide messenger RNA. The record is from the annotation of a GenBank genome assembly. NCBI's taxonomy places the organism in Eukaryota, Dinophyceae, Syndiniales, Amoebophryaceae.
AUGCAAAUCAGGGACGGAAAUGGACGCUGUUGCAUGUAUGCUGAGAUGAAAGGAUUUAAACCCGAAGGAGGAUCUAAGAGCAUCACCGUGGAAGACCCACGCACGCACGCGCAACUCGUCUUCAAAGAUGGGGCGUCGGAAGUGAAAAUCAUGUCGCCGGAAGACGCCGAGCACGGCCUUGUUGAAAUGCGCUCGCUCGUCGAUCACGACAGUGCUGCGGGCCUCGGCGACUCGCACAAGAAAUUAGCGGGCGCACUCCGUGAUGUUGUGCAGGGAACGGAAGUGCCUAGCUUGAAGUACCCACUGAUGGCACACAUCAAGGCGGAGUCAGCUCUCUCCGAGUUGACCGUUCCGCCCAUUGGGGGGGCUAGCUCUGAUUUUUAUACUAACAAGGGAAACCAAGUGGAUCAUGUGGAAGACAAAGGUGACGUCAUGAUCGAGCGCGUCGAGUGCUACUAUCGAGAUGAGACGCAAAUGCAAGGCAUAGUAAUUCCAAGCAGGCUGGGGCGGGACGAAGCGAUUUUCGGAAAUGAGGAAGUCCUGCAGCCUCCGGUGGUGCACCAUCAAUGCCUCGGGAAGGCAGAAGGCUCCCCGAAGCUUUUUCAUGUUGACUUGAACACUCACCACGUGGCUUACUUCCAGGAGUUUCCCAAGGACUUGAGUCAUCGCUCAUCCGGGCUCGAGGACUACGCAGAAGAGGGGAAAACGUGGCCCGAGCGUCGGGAUCAGUGGCUCCAGAAAGGGGAGGGCGAGCACAAGCUGAGCAAACUGGGUUUUGUCUGGCAAGCCAAGCCUCCUGCGCAAAUUACUAGCGAUCCAGACCAACAACGUGCAACUACCUCAACCUCUGGUCUUGCUGAUAGUUUGGGCGAGCUGUGCAGAUUUUUUACCGCCCGCGUGUAUGACGCGAACGAGAGCGGUACAGAGUCAUCUGAGACCUGGGCCACGUCAGGCGACAAAAUCCUGGACGCACGCAUGCGCUUCGGCAAUAAAUCCCAACGCAGCGAGGAGCAAUGGAAAUGGCUCCAAAAUGUGAAAUACGCUGUCCACGGCAUCUCCAUGAAUAGGAUGUAUGAAGAGUAUGGCGUGACACCAGGAGACUUGCUCGGGUAUGCGGGAGCCACUAGCGGCACGCCUUUCCGUGCAAACAUUGCUGCGACUUCACGCGGAAACGCGUAUGGUCUGUUAAACGAUUUCAUUGGCUGCCGAAUGCCGGUCCAUGGAGGAGGAGUGCCUCUCAGCGCUGUUCGCUCGCUCAUAUUGACACUGAUGGAGUCCGCCACUGCUAACGUUGGUUACAAGAACAGACGCAUCUUCACGAGAUUCACCGGGGGAGGACAGGGAGAUCUUGUUGUGCAGCCCGUGACAAAGAUGGCGAGCCUAAAAGAACGCUUUUUGCAUGAGACGUCGUGGUACUAUACGGGAGUGGAUGGGGCCUUCUCCCAUGUGCGUUGGGCGCGAUCGCACUUUUGGUACAACUCUAAGUUCACUUGUCAAAGCUUUACGAGCGUCUUCCUUUCGGGCUUGCUCCUCUUCGCUACAACGGCCGCGAAGCUUCAAUUAGAAGGGGCAGCACAACUACAGCAAGGCGCUGAUGAGGCUACGGAGACGAAAGAAAAGAAGCUGCUGCGGUAUCUUCUGGGGCAUGAGCUUUUCGGCGCUGAGGGGGCAUGGGUAGACCAAAAGACCGGCGAACUUUUGACCGAAACACUUGCAGGCCAGUUCAAGAAGUGGAACCCUGCUUCGGGAGGGCCAGUGAUGUGGGCAGGCACCUUGGAGGCUGGUGGCAACAGAGCGCGCACCCUUCUGAGCGGGAGCUUUCCUGAAAAAACACUUAGUUGGACUCCCACAGAGAUAGGUCGCUUGCUGGGAGAGGGCCAUCAAGACCAAAGCGAGGAUGGGAAGAAGAGAGAAAACGUGUUACGCGAGUACAUCAAAACGCAGGUUGAGAAGCUUGUGCGUGCUCAUUCCGCUGCCCACGGACACGGAGGUCGUGAAGAAAGCCGGGAUCUCGUCAAAGCAGACGAAGCAAUGCCUCAGGUUCAGGAGGGCGCAACACCUCAGGAGGUUCAGAUGGAGGAAAGCCGGCAUCAGGUUCCGAUGGACAUCGACGAAGGAAAACAAGGUGAAGAGCUGAUGAAGGCGCUGGAAGGGGAAGAGGCUUUUGAGAGGCCUGGCCCAUCUGGCAGUUCUCAGGCUAGGCUUGUUAAGGAAGCGAACAGCUUUGCGCCCACGAGCAUAUCUUUCAGAGUCCCUGCAAACAGAAUGGCUGACGCGCAGGAGCUUGCAGAGGAAGGCUUCGUGCAGGGAGAAGAAGGGUCCGGGCAGGUGGUAAAGGGUGAUGCCUUCAUUGAGCAGAAGAUGCCUUACAACUUUCAACACUAUGCAGGAGAGCGAGGAGAUGAAUUCCGUCGACAGGUUUUGGAAAGUUUGGGUAUGAAAUAAGGCCAAAUGAAAAGGAAAGACGAAAUGGACGUCGCUGAACACGCGG